This is a messenger RNA of Stylophora pistillata, 4666 nucleotides long. RefSeq names its product NLR family CARD domain-containing protein 4. Gene Ontology annotation, molecular function: ATP hydrolysis activity. The record is from RefSeq and is a predicted model, not a curated record. NCBI's taxonomy places the organism in Eukaryota, Metazoa, Cnidaria, Anthozoa, Scleractinia, Pocilloporidae.
AUGUUAGAUGUAACCGAAUGGACCGCGGUUUGCUAUCCGCACUAUAAGCUACUAAGGGAGUGAAUAAUAUCGCAGGAACAUACCGCUGUAGAAGUUUAUAAAGACAGCUGCUGUAUCGGGAUCUUUGAGGUGCAAGGUCAUGGCCGUGGGUACUACUCGUGGGUAAGGGGCACCAAUUCAGGAUUCCUUUGUUCGUAAUGACGACAAUCUCUGCUUACAGCAAAGAGACAACUAACUAUGCUCGAUUGUGUCGCCUGCUAGUAGAUGUGGGUUCACAAGUACUGAGGGAUGUAUUCGAGAAACUGCGCCCGCCAGGAAACCUUAAUACAGUUUUAAACACUCCUUCUGUAUUAUCCACGCUGACUUCAUUGAAAAAGAGGCGAGUUCUUUACCCGGCACAGUGGACCAAACUCACCUCAUCGUCAGUCUCAUCGUUGGAUUUUGACAUUACCCUGAUAGCUGUCCUUCUUAGGAAUAUAUGUGGUCUUUCUCCUCCGGCAACUGGCUGGAACACUCCUCCACCCGCCUCAGACACAACAGAGGCAGCCGAUAUCACCCGUAUCAAGAUCUAUAGGAACGAAGUCUUCGCCCACGCCGAGCGGGCUUCUGUUGAUGAAGUACAAUUCAAUACUCAUUGGAAGAAUAUCAAGGACCCCUUGGUGAGACUAGGAGGUAUUAAAUACGAUGCGAUUAUUGAUAACCUGAAAACUGAGGGAGUAGACCCUGAGAAGGAAGAAGGGUAUCAACAGCUCCUCAAAGAAUGGAAGGAAUAUGAAGAAAGUGUCAUUUCAGAGGGAAUUGGUGAGAUAAAGGAACAACUGGGGACAUUCAGUUGCAAAAUACAAAAGCUAGAGGAGAAAGUAGAUAUGAUGCUACCUUCGGCAAUCCCCGCGAAAGAUCUCUGCCUAAAAGACUUAAGGGAUCGUCUGGAGAAGCUCUAUAACAACUUAAGCCAGGUCAGAGUCACACCUUGGGAUCCUGACAACACUGUAGAAAUCGACGAAAUUUACACAGAGCUCUUUUGGGUCAGGGACUACAAAAAGCCACGUGGGAAGAAACAGGAGAAACUUGAUGAUUAUUCCAACAUUUUGAAAGAGCUAAAAAGCAACAGAAUCCUUGUAUAUGGUAUGCCCGGUAUAGGAAAAUCCACCUUCGCUAAGAAAAUCGCCAUCGACUGGGCAAGAGGUAGAAAGGAAAACCUAAAGAAGUUUGAUCUGCUACUCAUGAUUCCGUUACGAAAUGUUUCCAAUAUUAAAACCUUUCGUAACAUGUUAAUUGAAGCUAAGCUAUUUUCCGCUGAAGACCACAGGCUCGUAGAUACUCUCAUCAAGUACAUCCUUGAGCACAAAGAUAAAGUUUUGUUGGUUUUGGAUGGUUAUGAUGAGUACAGUGCAGGCGAGGAGACACCAUUUGUUGGCCGCCUGUGGAUGGGGGAAGAAUUCCGGGAAUGCUUUGUGAUACUGACAACGCGACCGAUAAGGGAAGAUGAUGUAAAGCGAUACAGCAGCGCUCAUUUCCAGAUAAAAGGAUUUGACGAAACCCAGAUCAAAGAGUUUUCAAUGAAGUUUCUAGAUGAUGAACAGGAAGUGCAUAAAUUUCUUGAUUACAUUAAGGUCCACAAGCUGAAGGAAAUUGCAGAAAUUCCCCUGCUUCUGCUGAUGCUUUGUUUACUCUGGAAGGAAAAGAAUCGCAAAGGGUUACCAGAGGCAAAAGUAUAUCUUUACAGCGAGUUCAUUCAAACUCUUUUUAACCACAUGGCCGCAAAGGACGCCGAUGAAGAAUUUAGGAGCAUCAAGAGUUACCGUGUCGAUCUUGAACAAGUAGGAGAACUGGCAUUUAAUGCGUUACUAAACAAUUCUCUUGAGCUUGAUUACGAGCAUUUUCCUAACGAGCUUCUGAGUAGCAAAUUGAUCCGAGUUGGCGUAAUUCAGAUUGUAAAAGUCUUCAGCGCAAAGCCAAAGAAGAUGGUUGCCUUCCUUCAUAAAUCCUUUCAAGAAUUCUUAGCAGCCUGGUUUAUCAUUCACAAGUUACUUCCCUCCGCUAAAGAUAAUGUUACUUGCAUACCUGUCAUAGAUUCAACAAAAAAAGUUGUCGACUUGCUUGAGGUCCUCAAAUUUGUCUGCGAAUGGUCGCCAGAAGGGUCGAAAGCGGUAUUGCAGCAUCUGGCGUCUUUGAGGAAAAACCACGAUCCUCUCAAAGACGUUAAAACAGAAACACCGUUCGUGGAGGAUUUGCCGAGCAAUGACAAAAGAUUAUCAAAGUUGAGCCUCGAGUGCUUUAUCACCACACCCAUUCAAUUCAAGACAGAAGUGUACCCGUCACUAUUGAAAUCUCUCACUGGCGUUUUAAUAAUACCAGACACACUCCUGUCUCAGGUGGCCGACGGGCAUUUUGUGAAGUCCGAAUCCCUGCCUGAGAGUGUAUUCUUUGAUUUUCAAAGGCGUCCUUCUCCUGAAGAUCGUGGCUACAUUUCCUCCAUAAUGGACGAUCUUAACGCGGUAAUUGUAAGUGCUUCAGAAGAAACGAAGGCUACGGACUUUGUUAGAAGACAAGGCAAAACUGAUGUAUUGGCCUCUCUAUUGGUAAAACGCGUAGAAAGUAAGAUGUAUCUUCACUUUUCUCAGAUUACUAACAUUGACGUUGGAACACUGAAGAGGCUUGCGAUACCAGCACCAGCUACGUUUUCUCAAGCCCGUAUAAGUCAUGAAGACCGAGAGGUCGGUGAUAGGGCAGCUAAGAUGGAUUUACUAAUUCGUCGGCACUGUUUUUCUCUUGCAAAGAAAAUUGAUGUCAAGGACUUAGAAGGCGACAUCAUCAGCGUUAUUUCUAAUGUUUUGCCCUUUCUUGGCAGACCGCGAGAGAUAAUAUUACGAAGCACUAAAGAAUCCUUUGCGUCUCAGGCGACGGAAGGUCUGGUGUCGGGAAUGAACAUAACAGAGUGUCUCAAACGCUUGAGACUCCAAAAAAUAGGCUUGACGGAAAAAUUUCUGCCCGUGGUAGCAAACGCCUUUCCGAAAGCUUGUAACUUGCAAGAGUUGUCCUUAUCAGAGAACCCAUUGGGUAGCAGUGUGAGGUGCCUGGCAGCAAAUCUUCGUCAUGUACAGCAGCUGACUAUCUUAGAAUUGUCAAAUGCUCUCAUGGAACAAGAAGCCUUCUCAGACCUUGCUAAUGCCUUGCGCCAUGUUCCUCACUUGGAAGAACUUUCUGUGUCUCGAAAUCGACUCGGAACGUCGAUCAUAGAUUUAGCAGAAAACUUGGAAUAUGUUCCCGAAUUGACUCGACUGGAUUUAAGAGAAACCCACAUGGACGAAGAAGGAGGAAUGGCUAUCUCUGACUGCUUACAAGCUCUUUUAAAACUAGAACUGCUGGAUAUAUCUCACAAUCCACUGGGAAGCGCAGUUGCUGUGAUUGCAGAAAAUCUUUGCAAAGCUACUUGCCUCAUUGACCUCAAUAUGGCUGACACAAAAAUGGGCGCAAAGGAGGCCACGGCACUUGCUAGCUCUCUUAUGUACCUUCAAAAUCUUACAACACUGUCAGUUGGAUCCAAUCAACUGGCUCAAGGAGUAAGUGAUCUCGUCUGGCAUCUCUCUGAAAAAUCAAAGCUGAAGCGACUUAACAUGGAGAACGUAGAGAUGGGCGAGGAGGAGGUCGACAAUGUGGCGAAAACCUGCAAAAAGCUCCAAAGCUUGGCCAUUGUUAAUGAUUAUCUUGACGAAAAAGGAGAGUCUAAGAAACGACAGAAGAAAGCUGAUGACCAUAUUCCAGAUGACGACGAUGAUUACGGUCAGAACAACUUUCCAGACAACAAUCGUCUACCUUAUUCCCCCAACAACAGCAAUAGCGACAAGGACAGUUAUGACGAACCCUUUGGAGGUUUGUACGAUGAUCCUGAUUUGAAUGACGAUCGGGACCACUUUCCAGAUAACGAUCUUGAAGAUCUUUCCCCCAACAACAGCAAUAGCGACAACAGAAGUUAUGACGAACCCUUUGGAGGUAUGUACGAUGACGCUGAUUUGAAUGACGAUCGGGACCACUUCCCAGACAACGAUUUUGAAUAUCAUUCCCCCAACAACAGCAAUAGUGACAACGACAGUUAUGACGAACGCAUUGGAGGUUUGUACGAUUACGCCGAUUUGAAUGACGAUCGGGACCACUUUCCAGACAACGAUUUUUAAGAUCAUUCUCCCUACAACAGCAACAACGACGACGACAGUAAUGACGAACACCUAGGAGGUUUGUGCGACGACACUGAAUUUAAUAACGAUCAAGACCACUUUCCAUACAACUAAGGGGGAGAUCAUUCCCCCGACAACGGCAACAACGACGAUGACAGUAAAGGCGGACACUUGGGAGGUUUGUACGAUAACACUGAUUUUAAUAACGAUCGGGACCAAUAUUCCGACAACUGUUUUGGAAAUCAUUCCUGCAACAACAGCGACAGCGAAAACGGCAGUAGCGACGAACUCGAGGAGGUUUUGUACUAAGAGAAUGAUUUUGAUGACCAUUAAGACCACUUUCCAGAUAACGAUUUUGGAGAUUAUUUCUCCAACAACAGCAACGAUGACAACGACAGUAAUGACCAACACGUGGGAGGUUUUUACAACGAGAAUGAUCAGGAACUUUUUGCAAACAAUUAUGAAGGAGGUUAUUCCCCUCACAGUAAUGA